CCCGGGACCGCGCGCCGGCCCACAAUCACCACUGCGCCUUUCCCUGCAGCUUUUGCCGCCGCCGCGGGUCCCAAAAGCCUGCACCAGGACUACAGCGAGGGGUACUCCUGGUGCCUGCAGGAGGCCGUGCAGUUCCUGACACUGCAUGCAGCCAGCGACACGCAGAUGAAGCUGCUCUACCAUUUCCAGCGUCCCCCAGCCGCGCCCACCGUGCCCACCAAGGAACCCAAGGCAACUGGCAGCGCGCCCUCGCCCGUGCUCACUCCUGCCAAGGCCACUGCAGUUACAGCGCGCCAGCCCACCUGCAGCCUCUGGAGGCCCUGGUGACCCAGCAGGUCGUGGGGGGGAGGGCCGCCCUGAGGCCCAGAGGGCAGCCUGCCCCUCUGGCCAUUCGUGUGUCCCUCCUGGGGCUUGGACAGGGCCCCUUCUCCAGCAGGCUCUCGCUCCGGGCUGGCCGGCCAGCAGGAGGGUCCUCGAGAGAAGCUGCUGCAGAGUCCUGGCCGCUCAGGACAGUCAGGGCCGCCUCCUCUCAAGUGUCUGACUCCAUGGGGUUGUUCUGUUUGCAUUUCAGCACAUGACUUCUGGGAAGUCCCCGCCGCCCGGGUUCUAUGAUAUUUGUAGGUGUCAGGGGCUCUGUCAGCUGGUGCCUCCACACGUAGAGGACGUUCUUCAGGGCCUGCUGCUGCCGGGCCGUGCCGUGGGCACAUUUGCCUUUUGUGAAGGCGGAACUCAAGGUGUAUCCUCAUAGGAAAGAGUGUCAGCCUGGAUGGGCACAGAAGGACCGUGCAGGGCGGUGGCCGAGGGCCCUUGCGUGCACUUGGUUGUCCUGUUGGGGCUCAUAGUGGGCUUUGUGGGGAGGGGGUGUGGGGGUCUCCACCAUGAUCCUCAAAGGAUCCCUCUAUGUGGAUGGGUGCAUGUGGUCAUGACUUUGUACUCAGAAUUUGAACCCUUGGUCACGUGGGAGCCCACGGGACUGCUCUGCAGACUUCCAAUAAAAUCUGACUAAGCAGC
Molecule: messenger RNA, 1011 nt
Organism: Suricata suricatta (meerkat)
Lineage: Eukaryota; Metazoa; Chordata; Mammalia; Carnivora; Herpestidae
Gene: HES5
Product: hes family bHLH transcription factor 5
Exons: 1
Biological process (GO): regulation of DNA-templated transcription
Molecular function (GO): DNA binding
Source: RefSeq, a predicted model, not a curated record